AUGGACAAAGCAGCUGAACUCAUGUGGCAGCUGGAGGAUUCAGCUGGCAAAGCAGGACAGCAAGAGCAAAGCCCUGAUGAUGGAGACAAAGCAGAAGUGUCAGGACAGCCUGCACACAGCAAGGACAAAUCACCGCAGAGCCAUACCCUCAAGUGGGAGACUCUAAGCAGACAGUUUGUAGAGUAUGAGCAGGUGGCUCCAUUUCUCAUCCCAGAGGAGCAACAGAGAAGGCUGCUGGACUUUCUUCCCCUCUUCUUAAAGGCCUGGGAACAGUCUGCUGGAGUAAUCGUAUUCCCCAACAUUCAGUUGUUAGCCAGUGAGGUUUCCAAGCUUCUGACAAAAGAAAUUAAGAGGAACCUCAAUGGCAAACCUGCAGAGGAGGCUCGACUGGCUUUGGAGCAAUUGCUACAACAGAAAGGGGAAGCAGAAGAUGGCCGUUUGCUCCUGAAAUCGGUGUAUCUGCUCUCACAGACUGACUUGAGAACUAUGUGGAACAUCAUUGGGUCUGGCCUUCCAGCUGCUCUGAUGCAGUGCCUGUACCUUUUCUUUACUUUUCCUCUGAAGAAAACCAGUGAUGAUGGGGAGACAAGUGAGGAUGACACUCAAACUCAGGAAAUGCUUGUUAAGAUCAUGCUUAACAUGUACAGAGAGGAACAAGGUGUAGAGGAACUUCUGGCAGCUGAUAAGCUUCAGUCGUUAAUUAUAGCAACUGCUUCCCUCUGGGACCAGUGUAGCUGCUCAUGGAAAGUACCUACAGGCCGUGUGCUGAGAACAAUUUCAAAGGCUCAGACCAAAAACAGCAUUGUGUACUUACAAGCUGUGGACUGCAUUAAAAUAGCUAUUCAGAAUCUUUUUAAACUGGCUGAUACCUUACCUGCUUGUGAUGUGUGUGAAGCUGCUAGUAUUGUCUUGUGCUUUGUGAAAGAUUCCUAUCCCAUAUCAUCAGCUUUGUUAACAGAGUUUGAAAAUAAUGAUGGCUACCAACUCCUGCUAAAAAUUUUACUCAGAUGUGAGGGGUUGCAGCCAAAUGAAGGAGACCCCUAUCUGGAUGAGAUCUUGGACAUGCUGACUUGCCUUACUACCUGUGGAAAAACUGAACUGAAAGUUUCUGGCAAUAUUGUACACCCACAAUUACCGCAUUUUGAUUUUGAACGGACACGGUCUUCUGGAAUGACAGUGAAAAACCUCCAGCCCUUUCAGGUGUUACAGUCCAUUUUCCAGAAAAGUAAUGAUGAGCACCUGUGCAGAAGAAUCUUGGCAGCAAUUGGUACCAUAUGGGCCUGGGACACAGUGAACUUCUUUCUUCUGGAAUGGACACUACAACCUAUCAAUAAGUUUACUGACAUAAUCCAUUUCAAACCACACCCAGUGCAAGUCCAGUUCUUUGGACUGGUGGAGUCCAUAGUGCUAGACCUGUCCUACGUUCCCCAUGAAAUUUUGAAGAAGGUUCAGUAUUUGAUAAAGGAAAACACAGUGCCAUUCUGCACCUUAACAGCUCUCCAGUGCCUUCUCAGCAUGACCAAGAAGGACCUGCUAUUCAGCGACAUAUUCCGUGACUCUGGGCUCUUAGGCCUACUGCUGGCACUUUUGAGGAAGCAAGCCAAGAUCCUGAGGAAGUCAGGUAAUACUCCUGGUGUGCAGAGCACUGAGAAAGAAUUAAAUGCUGUGAUGCUGAAGAUGGUGGCUGCUCUUACGGUGGGGUCUGUGAGAAACACUGUUGUUCUGAAGGACUAUGGAAUGGUGCCAUAUAUCAAGAUAUUUUUGGAUGAUGAGUGCUACAGGAGUGCUACUCUCAGCAUCUUGGAGCAGCUGUCAGUCAUCAGCUAUGAAGAAUAUAUGAGCAUUAUUAUUGGGGCCCUCUGCUCUUCUACUCAAGGGGAACUACAUCUGAAACUAGAUCUCCUGAAGGUAAUUAAUGUGGCUUCACACUUGGUGGUUGUCUUCUUGGAAUAUGCUUGA
Molecule: messenger RNA, 1959 nt
Organism: Balearica regulorum gibbericeps (East African grey crowned-crane)
Lineage: Eukaryota; Metazoa; Chordata; Aves; Gruiformes; Gruidae
Source: RefSeq, a predicted model, not a curated record